UAGAUAUUUGUCUCGACGUCCAGGCUGUCUAACAAUUUCUCUUGCAAAGAAAUCGCGGCUCUUCAACUCUGCGGUGCUGCACCCUCUGUGGCUUCUCUACGAGCAACAGCAGGGUGUCCGCUGAGCCGUGAAAAGAACUCGCCCUGCUUUUCUCUACUCGCUCUCUUCCUUGGGGCCAUCGGCGAGAAUAGGAGCUGUGUAUCGUCUCUCCCUGGUCUACAGCGAGAGAAGUGUGCCUUUCUUUCUCCGCUGUGCUUUUCUCCCUCGAACUCGCUUCAAGCAUGUCUCUGCGGCAAGUCCAGAAACUCAGAGAGACGCGCGAAGGCGCUGCUGCUCUGCGCGGGGAUCCUCCACGGGAACAGCUCCUUUCAACCUCCACUGACUCCUCAGACGAAGAGACCCUGCGCGCCUCGUUCUCCCUGUCUCGAAACAGACCGAAGUCUGCGUUCCUUGUCGCUGCAGGACACAGCGAAGGAGACAGCGAAAGCGAGGGCGAACAAGCAAAGAGCUCUGAGGAGGCAGAGUCAGGAAAUCGACGAGACGAGAACGGGGAGACAGCAGCAGGAGACGGUGUAGGACAGACCCAGACAGCAGAGAGCGAUGAGGAGGUCGCGAGUGGCGAGGUGGAAGAGACGUCUCUGUCAGGGAGGAAGAAGGCGACUGUUUCUGGAAAAAAGAAACGCAAAAAGAAGUUUUCCGCAUCUUCCUCACGAGCGCCAGGCGCCGAAGCCGCACCAACAGACUCUCAGGGUGUGGCGAAGCAGGAUGAAGGGUCGCAGGACUUUGACGUCCUGCGGACCUUUGCAGCAGGGGAAGAGACGCCCGGAGAAUCCUCAGACCCCCACAAACCGGGGGGUGGAAGCCGGUAUUGCCUCACCAUGGAGCGUUCCAUGUUCGACAUAGACGUGGAGUUGAAGCGAAUUUUCGGUCGUGAAGUCGCUCGAAACCUCGCCGGCAACUCGAGACCCAACUCUCGGCGUGGGGGCGCUGCGGGGCGUCGGCGGUGCUGGUUGAUUGCGGAUGCAGAGGAAGGACCGGGAAGUCACGAGUACGUGAGGAUGAUCAAGGAAGAGGACGCAGGGACAGGCACCGUCGAAUUCGCCCUUCAGUACACGCCGUAUUACGAGCAGCUGCAAGACGCAUUCCAAGCCAUUUUGCACUCGCACGAUCAUCAGAAUCUUCAGCAGUUUCUCGUGCGUCAUCCGAGACACGUUGACGCCUUGCUGCAGAUGUCUGAGGUCUACCGCAUGCGAGGUCAAAAUGAGACUGCGACGGAGCUGACAAAGAAGGCUCUCUGUGUACUUCAAAAGAGCUUCCAUCCUGCGUUCUCGCCUUUCACCUACACCGCGGAAGGAUUGCCCCAGGUUGCCGUCGACACGCUGAAUCCGUUCAACAAGAACAUCAUCAAGUGCAUCGGUCUCUAUGGCGCGGCGCUGGCUGAUCAAGGGUGUUACAGAACUGCUCUUGAAGUGGCGAAACUCCUGGUGGCUAUGGAUCUCCCCAGGGACGCCUUCCACACUUUGCUGCACAUUGACUACCUUGCUCUCCGUUCCCGGCAAUGGCAGUUCCUCCUGCACUUUUCGCAGUCUUUCGUGGAGCAGCAUCUGGCGUAUGUGAUUCCCCUCGACCUCCCCUCGGAGCGAGAUUCUCAAGGUCGUGAGGAGGCGCAGCAGCCUCGGAAGGACGAAGAUUUAAAACUCGUAGACCUCGCGUUCAUGCUACCGAAUUUUGCAUUCUCUGUGGCGCUUGCCAUCGCCCUCCACGCCAACCAACGAGUAUGCUCGGAGGAUAUCAAGACGGUCACGGCGGAUGAACUCCUUGCUGUAUGCAUGUCUCCCACGGAGAGAUACACUGGAUAUGAGAGCCGAAUACACCACCUCCUGUUGAUGCGCGCCGUCCUCCUCUUCCCUGCCUUCGUCCGGAAGUUGCUGCAGAAGAUUGCCGUCAACGGAUCUCAGAAGGUAGCAGGCUCCCCGUACCCUUCUGUAACCUGGGAAGACCUUCUCUUCUCUGUUCCGUUGUGGGCCAGCUCCAGCUUCGCGCAUCACAGGUACUCCGACAUCCUGGUGCUCAUCCUCAAUUGCUACGUUCAAAAGGCUCACGACGUCUGGCGGGCGGAUGCCGUGCUGCGUUGGCUACAUGGCUGCACGGCGCAUCUCCGGCAUUUGUACAACUCCUCGCCACAGAUAAAGGAAUUCGCAAAGCGAUGGUCUCGCUCUUCCUUCCUCUUCGAUGUGAGCCGGUACAAGGACGUGCGGGUUUCGGAAUUCGAUCGGAUCCCAACGCUUCCGGCGUUUUUAAUGGACGCUAAUCUGACUGUGGCUGCCGCGGGAGCAAGGCAUCGAAACAGACGAGUGCAGUACGUCUCCAUGAACUCUAGUCCUAUCAUCGUCUUCCUCGAAACUCUUCUCCCGUGGACAGAGCUCGACCAGACGGGUCUAAGGGCAGAACCAAGGCAUGUUAGCGUCAUGGCAAGAUCGCUUCUUUCUGCUCUUUGCGAGGUAGCUACCGUUGCUUGGAAGGCAAUUCAACGGUUUGGACUUUUUAUCAAGGUCUGGCUCACAAAUGCCGGUUCUCGAGAUACCGCGCGUGCCCCAGCACGCAGUGAUGAGCCCCGAGUGGGGGACGCACCCGCAGUCCAGAAUUGAUUGUUGGCAAUGCACGACGGACGCGCGGUUCUAGGGCAUAAGUGUGUGUGUGGUCGUCAAGAAACAGGUCAAGUUGUGAGAAUGUGCUCGCGCUGUCUCACAAAAUCGUUUGAAAGAUUUCGACAUAUGUGGAGCAGCGUCUUAAAAAUAGACGAAUUGAACUAAACUGUAAACCCAAGUCCUGGGGUGUUUGUUAAUGGUUUCCUUUUUUUAAUUGUUGUGGAGAAGCUGCGUACGGGCUUGAGUUGUAUCUGAAAUCAUUUUUCAAUGUAGAGACGGAUUUCCCUGGAACAACGUAAUUCCAUACCCGGCAUGUCGUUAUACACGAUCUGCCCAUUGAGAGCAACGGUACCGCAUCCAGAGAUCUCCGCACCGGGAAGUCUGUUUCGAGAGACGACUGGCGAAAUCGGGUCUUAAUUCCGCUUGAGGGGACCAUCUACCUUUCUGCAACAUCUUGUCAGUUACAUGUGAUUGUGGCAAUACCGUACUGAACUCACGCGCGACGGGUCGCAGGAAGUCACACGAACUGCACUGCAUACGCCCCGUGCCGUAUGCUAACCUAAGAAAAGGAUGGGUGUUUUGGGCAAAGGCUGCCAAAAAAUGUGUGGAGUACCAGCCGCAACCUGUCCACAUCA
Toxoplasma gondii ME49 is the source of this 3283-nucleotide messenger RNA. RefSeq lists its product as hypothetical. NCBI's taxonomy places the organism in Eukaryota, Apicomplexa, Conoidasida, Eucoccidiorida, Sarcocystidae. The coding region runs from base 282 to 2648 and encodes 788 amino acids. Gene Ontology annotation, molecular function: protein binding. Gene Ontology annotation, cellular component: RQC complex. The record is from RefSeq and is a predicted model, not a curated record. The transcript is spliced from 8 exons.